Molecule: messenger RNA, 1995 nt
Organism: Drosophila nasuta
Lineage: Eukaryota; Metazoa; Arthropoda; Insecta; Diptera; Drosophilidae
Product: glycoprotein-N-acetylgalactosamine 3-beta-galactosyltransferase 1
Exons: 3
Coding region: 415-1905 (496 amino acids)
Cellular component (GO): membrane
Molecular function (GO): N-acetylgalactosaminide beta-1,3-galactosyltransferase activity
Source: RefSeq, a predicted model, not a curated record
AGCACCAGUUUCAAUAAUACUAACCACAAAUAUACUAGAUAAAUUACUAGGAAAGUACCAAAACAACUUUAUCUACCAAGUCUGGCAACGCCAUCGAUUCACAGUGUUUUGACAGUUGGGCAAACACGUCGGUUUGAUUGAAAAUGCAGUUCCAGCGUUUACGGCGUUUCUUUUGUCCAACGGCUUUGGUGUUGAUUGUCGUGUGUCUUGUGUUGUUUUUUAUGCUUGAAAUUUAUCUGUUGGCUCUAGGUCCCACUGGACGAGACGUUGUGUUAUAUAUACAGCCUCCGUACACAGAGAGAGUUACUGAAUACGAUGUUGGAUCUCGGAACCAGACGCGGGACAACCUGACAAUCGCUCAUCAACUGAAUCUAAAGGUUCGCGUGCAUUGCUUGCUUCAUUUAACGAAUAAUCAUGAGCGUCUCAAGGCGCAGCACAUUUUGCAAACGUGGGGAGCUCGAUGCAAUCGCAUGCACAUUAGCCAGGGGAAAGCACUCGAUCGGAUCCAUCUAUCAAAUCAUCUACGCGGAGCAUUACCUGGAUCUCGAUUGGCUGAUCCAUGUUCACGUCGACAGCUAUGUGAUUAUGGAGAAUCUGCGAUACAAUCUGGCCAAAUACAAGCCCACUGAGGAGAUUUACUUGAGAGCAUUUCAUGCUAUGUAUCCCUAUGCUCAUGUUGGCCAAAAAGACUCCACUGAUUACGUGUUGAGUCGGGGCGCUUUAGAGCAGCUGCUCGCAAGGAAUUGCUUCUCAACUGCAAGCUGGCAAGAUUGUCUGGCUAACACGAAACAGGGGCCAAGUGAGCUAUUGUUUCCAUUUCAAAUUCCAGGUGAAGUGCUUCCCUUCAAGUUGCGCUCUGAGUUUUGGAAUUGGCCAUACAUCCAUCGGGCAGUUUACACUGAGCAGGGUUUCAACAAACCUUUGAAGUAUCCAAUUGCCUUUCCUUACACCACUGCGAAUCAGUUGCAUGUUCUUGAGUAUUUGCUUUAUCAUCUGCGUCCCUAUGGACACGUCAAUGGAAUGCCAGCUUUACCAGAAGGAUCAGCAGUGCAAAUUCCAGCUGUAGUUGUGGAUGACAGUGUGGCCAAAGAACUCUUCAAGGAGGUACGCAUUAUCUGCAUGGUGUUGACCUAUCCCCACAUGUACGAGAAGGUAGCAAGAACAAUCAGACAAACCUGGGGACGUCGAUGCAAUAAACUAAUCAUUUUUAGCAGUCGCAAUCAAACGAGCCUAGAUGGAGUGCACACAGUGGCCCUAAAUGUCAGCGAGGGCUAUAGUCUAUUGUGGGGCAAGACGAAGGCAGCCUUCAGACAUGUCUACAGGCAUCAUCGCAAUGAAGCGGACUGGUUCUUCAAGGCCGACGACGAUACUUAUGCCAUUAUAGAUAAUAUGCGCUACAUGUUGCAUUCCCAUCAUAAAGAAGAGCCCAUUUACUUUGGCUGCCACUUUCAUCCCAAUAAGGAUGAGAACUAUAUGUCAGGAGGUGCAGGUUACGUGCUCAGCAGAGAAGCCCUACGUCGGCUCAUUGAGCAUGGCCUGCAUUCAAGUGGCUGCAAUCGUCAGCAGUCCGGCACUGAGGACUUUGAAAUGGGGGUUUGCCUUAACUACUGUGGCAUAACUCCCGCAGAUUCCAGAGAUUCUUAUGGUCGCCAUCGCUUCAUGCCGCUGUCGUUAGAGCACAUUAUGAUUCCAGGACGAUUGCAUUAUGAUUUCUGGUUAUAUUAUUACCUAAACUACAAACUUAAAAAGGGCUUGGAGUGCUGUUCCACCUAUGCCAUAACUAUUCAUUAUGUCAUGCACUAUCAGAUGUAUUUAUUUGACUUUCUGAUCUACAAUAUGCGUCCAUACGGAAUUAUUGAGGGACAUGAACCUCUUGCAGUUGCGCUUGAUAAUCUUAAAUUGUAGAUAUGUACAAUAGUUUUGGAAUUAUCUUAUCUAUUGCUCUGGUUGCUUUAUUAUUCAAAUGAGAAUCAUUUCACGAUUGUAAAUGUUCAU